Molecule: messenger RNA, 2041 nt
Organism: Acanthochromis polyacanthus (spiny chromis)
Lineage: Eukaryota; Metazoa; Chordata; Actinopteri; Pomacentridae
Product: IgGFc-binding protein-like
Exons: 6
Coding region: 6-1973 (655 amino acids)
Source: RefSeq, a predicted model, not a curated record
UAGGCAUGUCUUGCCCUGAGAACAGCCACUAUGAGCUCUGUGGGCCUCGAUGUCCUGUCGUGUGCACUGACCUGUCCUCUCCAGCGAACUGCAGUGGAGGCUGCGAGGAGGGCUGCCAGUGUGAUGCCGGCUACGUCCUCAGCGACGGCCAGUGUGUGCUGCUUUCUGACUGCGGCUGCAUGCACGAGGGCCAAUAUCAUCCUGUUGGCCCCUUCUACACAGACAAAAGCUGCCAAAAGUGUGACUGUAAAAGAGGAGACGUGACCUGCACUCCACUGGAGAACUGUUCAACAAAGAAUAGCCCUGAUUUGCAGCUUGGGGUGUGCCAGGUGUUUGCUGGCUUUGGCUACAUCACCUUUGACGGUGUUACUCUGCCUCACCAUGGAGCUUGUACCUAUGUAUUAUCGGCUCUCUCCUCCUCUAAAGCCAUGCAUGACUAUACUCUGCAGCUUAGCUUUGUAAAGGAUGAGAAUGGCAUUUUGAAAAUCAGCAGACUAGUAUUUUGCUUUCUUUCACUGGAAGUGUCCAUUGACCCUGAGACUCUUUGGAAAAUGCAAAUAAACAAAGAAGAACACAGCGUGCCUUUUGACAAUGGAGAACUUAAAGCAUACCAAGUUGGCAGUAAACUGAGAAUCAGAACACGAUCUGGGUUGGGAAUCGACUUAUCUUCAACCCAAUACCUCAGGCUGACCGUCCCGCAGGUGUAUGAUGCAUCAGCUUCAGGCCUCUGUGGAGACUUCAACGGGGACCGAUCCGAUGACUUGCAGUUGAGAAACGGUCGUCUCGCUAAUAACUUUUCAGACUUUCUGCAGAGCUGGGCGGUUUUAUCUCCUGGACAGCAGUGCACUGACACCUGUGGGAGAGAGUGUGCUGAGUGCAAUCUGGUUCCACAGAACAGAACAAUCUGCAACAAUCUGUUGGUUGGUAGUGUUGACUUCCACCAUUGCUGGAAGAACGGUGUGGAGCUGGAUGUUUACACAGACAUGUGCACAAGGGCAGUUUGUGCUGGGGCAGGGCACAUGGCCGCAUGUUUAGCACUGGAAGCGUAUUCUGCUGCCUGCCAGGAUAAAGGGUUAUCGGUGGGAGCGUGGAGAGAGGACACCUUUUGCUCUCUCCAGUGUCCUGAUCGCAGCAGCCCAAGAGAUUGUGUCGACUCCAGCUCGAACUCAUGCCCUGCUCUACUCCAGACGGGUUCUUCAGCUCCUGGUUGUGCAGAAGGUUGCCAGUGCAGCUAUGGAACUGUGUUCGAUGGGGGCGAGUGUGUACCUUACAGUCAGUGUGGCUGUGCUCUCCAUGUUACAUAUAUCAAGAUGGAUGAACAAGUGUUCAUUAAAGACUGCACCCAGAGAUGCUGGUGCCACCCGUUGGGAGGGGUGAUCUGUGAGGCGGUGACCUGCAGCCCGGGGCAGCACUGUGCUCUGAGGAACGCUACCUGGGGCUGUUAUGACAAACCUGAAGUUUGUGAGCUCAGGAACAGUCUGCACGUUUCCUCUCUCAGUGGGCAACAGCUGAAUUUGGAGCCUUGGUUGUCGUACAGCCUGACGUCCCUAAGCGAUGAAGCCAGUGUGAAAUGGUUUAACCUCAUCUCUUACCACGGACCUUGUGACAGCAGCUCCUCCAGGCUGGUCACUGUGUUUCAAAUCCUCCUGCAUGGGUCAUCAAUUGCAAUACAGGAAGGCACAGUGAAGGUGAACGGACACUUUGUGGCGCUGCCUCACACUUUGCCCUCGGGGUUGUCCCUGUCGUCCGGCGUGAACCAGGAUAAAUCAGAGGUCACUGUGGUCCUGAGGAGAGACGCUGGGUUGGAGUCAGAGAUAGAGAUGGCGAUUGGUGUUACCAUGGCAACAGUCAAGAUGCCUCUCUGGUAUUCAGGCAAAUUGCGUGGUCUCUGUGGAGACCUUAAUGGCCUCCACUCGCAGAAUGUCAAGUCGUGUAUUCUCUCGGACUUUCCUGGCUGCGGCUUCACUGGAUGAAGACUCUUCAUUUUAAUGUUCUGAGUUGAAUGUUCUUAAAUGUUUGAAUACAACAACAGUUUAAACAA